Molecule: messenger RNA, 1019 nt
Organism: Episyrphus balteatus (marmalade hoverfly)
Lineage: Eukaryota; Metazoa; Arthropoda; Insecta; Diptera; Syrphidae
Product: SUZ domain-containing protein 1
Exons: 3
Coding region: 214-864 (216 amino acids)
Source: RefSeq, a predicted model, not a curated record
UUGUGCUUUUCAUUCUGCGCUGACGCUGUGCUGUCAAAUUCGUGCAGAACGUACAGAAAGCACAAAAACGGGAAGUUAUGUUCAUAAAUUUCUUCAAUUUGCAAUAAGAUUUUUUUAAUUCCUGAGAAUCUGAUAUCGAAUUUACUCAUCCACAUGGAAUAUUUAUGAGUUAUUGGUGCUACCGUAAGCUAUUUGCGGGAUCUUGCAAAAAUAAUGUCCAAUGGUGAUGAUGUACUAGACAACUGGGAAGAAAUCGACGAGGCUGGGCUUGACAGCAAAUUAAACCAAAUUAACAAAAAUCGUAAGGAACCUAGUAACCAAGAUCAAGAGAAGAAACAAAACAUGAGCAAUUUGGCAAUGUCCUUCCAUAAUAGUAUUCCCAUGAUGAUGGUUAUGCAACAAACAGAGAAUGAAUACAAAUCAUCUAACUAUACAACGGAAGCGAUGCCGACUGUAAAAAUCCUUAGAAGACCCGUGCAACACAGCUCUGUUUCAAGCAGAAAUAAUGGUGUACGGCCUAAACAACCUAUUAAAACUCUUCAACAGCGCGAACAGGAAUAUGCAGAAGCAAGACUGAGGAUUUUAGGUUCUGCCAAAAAUCCUGAAGAUGAAGUGGAAACAUCUUCCCAUGGCGCAGUUGAGUUAUUGGAUACCGCCAUAUCACUACCAAACCCAGGGCAACAUUCUAAUUCUCCCAAAAGUUUUUCUGUGCAAGCUGAUGCUGGUGGUGUUAAAGACGAAUCCAACUACAUUGCCUCAACUUCGUCGAUGAUGGUUGGAUGUAUAAACAUGCGGCACAACCAGAAUGUCUUACGGAUGCCUAGAGGUCCAGAUGGGACGAGUGGAUUUCAGAUGCCGCGGUAGUGCCUUUAACAUCAAUGUGCGAUUUUAAUUUCUGUUUUUGAUUCUUUAUAUUAUAUUAGUAAUAUUAUAUUAUAUUUUAAUUUUAAUAUGUUCUAUACAAACAACUCUUCGCAUUAAAACUUUCAACAGAAUACUCGACUUUCUGUAACCUUAAA